AAAGAGAGAGAGACAGAAUGAGAGAGAGAUUUGUGUCAGCUAAUCCCUCCCAGGUCUGUAUGUCCUGAGAUAGACGGCUCGCCAUCCAACUCAGUCCUUCACUGUCCCACCGCCACCAUGAGCUUCAUCGCCGAUGAUGUGGAGAUAGACCCGGUCACCCUCAACCUCAUCAUCCUGAUCGCCAGCUAUGUCAUCCUCCUCCUCGUCUUCCUCAUCUCCUGCAUCCUCUAUGACUGCCAGGGAAAGGACCCCACCAAGGAGUACGCACCCGACCCCAUGCCCAACGUCAACCCCGCUCCCAUCCGGCUGGUGGUCAUGCAGAAUUCGCCCGCCAACGCCAGAUGGGACCAGAACAAGAUGGUGACCACUUACGAACCUCUGGGCACCGAGAAAAAGAGUACUUUGGUCUGACAGGCUGGAAGAAGGACUGAUAACAGCUGCUCAAAGGCACACAUUAUCUUUUCUAUCUACUGUACAUACUCAAAAGUACUUUAUGUCUCAUUUAA
Messenger RNA from Carassius carassius (crucian carp), 506 nucleotides. Its product is annotated as small integral membrane protein 36-like. Bases 118 to 411 code for a protein of 97 amino acids. NCBI's taxonomy places the organism in Eukaryota, Metazoa, Chordata, Actinopteri, Cypriniformes, Cyprinidae. The record is from RefSeq and is a predicted model, not a curated record. The transcript has a single exon.